Brienomyrus brachyistius is the source of this 5734-nucleotide messenger RNA. RefSeq names its product transcription activator BRG1. Gene Ontology annotation, molecular function: ATP binding; transcription factor binding; ATP-dependent chromatin remodeler activity. The record is from RefSeq and is a predicted model, not a curated record. Gene Ontology annotation, cellular component: nucleus. NCBI's taxonomy places the organism in Eukaryota, Metazoa, Chordata, Actinopteri, Osteoglossiformes, Mormyridae. Gene Ontology annotation, biological process: positive regulation of transcription by RNA polymerase II. Bases 306 to 5147 code for a protein of 1613 amino acids. The transcript is spliced from 34 exons.
CCUGCAGUACUGUUUCAACUGAGCCUGCGCUGCUCCUGCUCAGACGGUGCCUUUUUUGUUUGAGGGGGGAAAAAAAGGGGGACUUAAAAAUGAGGAGGGGGCGCUAGAGUUGUCAAAGGUGCGGCAAGGCAGUUUCCCAGCCUGCAGUGAGAGGAGAAAGGGGAAUGAAAAGCAGAGGAGAGCUGGCCACAUCGACUAGAAAAAGAUAACAAGGCGGCGAUAGCUAGGUACUGACCAGGCGUGUAUUUUCGGCCGGGCGCCACCUGCUGGUGUCUUGCUUUUUUGUUAGUGGGAUCAGCUGAGCGAUGUCCACCCCAGACCCCCCGAUGGGGGGCACCCCCCGGCCAGGUCCUUCCCCAGGUCCCGGACCCUCCCCUGGCCCCACCCACAGCAUGAUGGGCCCCAGCCCAGGACCGCCUUCUUCGGGGCACCCGCCCCUGGUGGCUUCCGGAUAUUCCCAGGAGAACAUGCACCAAAUGCACAAAGCCUGUGUUUCUCCUCAGCCCAUGGAGGGCAUGCAUGAGAAGAACGCAGCAGACGACCCUCGUUUCGGGCAGAUGAAGGGCAUGGCGAUGCGACCUGGGGCCCACAGCGGGAUGGCCCCGCCUCCUAGCCCCAUGGACCAGCAUUCCCAAGGCUACCCCUCUCCUCUGGGGGGUUCUGAGCACGCUCCCAGCCCUGCCCCUGCCACCGGCCCCCCCUCUGCUCCCCUCAUGCCCUCGGGGGGCCAGGUUGCCCUGGACAGUGGAGAUCCCCAAGCUGUGGGCCAGCAGAACCGGAGCACGGUCCAGCCGGGUGAAUGCGCCACCCCUGGCGGCACCAGCGGCGCCGGCGGGCCCACGCCAUUCAACCAGAACCAGCUGCACCAGCUGCGGGCCCAGAUCAUGGCUUAUAAGAUGUUGGCGCGCGGGCAGCCCCUGCCGGACCACCUGCAGAUGGCAGUGCAGGGCAAGAGGCCCAUGUCUGGGAUUCAGCAGCUGCCGGUGUCCAGCCCGCCGUCUGCUCUCGGAUCUGGCCCCGGGACGGGCGCCGGGCCCAACGCCUCUGGCUACGGCAGAUCCCACGGAAUGGGAGGCCCCAACAUGCCCCCCCCAGGACCCUCUGGAGUCCCACCUGGAAUGCAGGGACAGCCCCCCAAUGCCCCCCCGAAAACGUGGCCCGAAGGGCCAGUGGUGAACGCGGCAGCGCCCUCUAGUGCCCCCCAGAAGCUGAUCCCCCCGCAGCCGUCAGGCCAUCCUUCUCCUGCACCCCCUUCGGUGCCCCCUGCGGCCUCCCCGGUCAUGCCGCCGCAGACCCAGUCCCCCGGGCAGCCCGCCCAGCCCGCCUCCAUGGUACCGCUGCAUCAGAAACAGAACCGAAUCACGCCGGUUCAGAAGCCCUGCGGCCUGGACCCGGUGGAGAUCCUGCAGGAGCGCGAGUAUAGGCUCCAGGCUCGAAUCGCACACCGCAUCCAGGAGCUCGAGAACCUGCCCGGUUCACUGGCCGGGGACCUGAGAACCAAAGCUAACAUUGAGCUGAAGGCGUUACGGCUGCUGAACUUCCAGAGGCAGCUGCGUCAGGAGGUGGUGGUGUGCAUGAGGCGUGACACAGCGCUGGAGACGUCCCUCGACGCCAAGGCCUACAAGCGCAGCAAGCGGCAGUCGCUGAGAGAGGCCCGCAUCACCGAGAAGCUGGAGAAGCAGCAGAAGAUCGAGCAGGAGCGCAAGCGCCGGCAGAAACACCAGGAGUAUCUUAACAGCAUUCUCCAGCAUGCCAAGGACUUCAAGGAGUACCACCGGUCCAUCACAGGGAAGAUCCAGAAGCUGACCAAGGCCGUAGCCACCUACCACGCCAACACGGAGCGUGAGCAGAAGAAGGAGAACGAGCGCAUCGAGAAGGAGAGGAUGCGGAGGCUGAUGGCCGAGGAUGAGGAAGGCUACCGGAAGCUGAUCGACCAGAAGAAGGACAAGAGGCUCGCCUACCUGCUGCAACAGACAGACGAGUAUGUGGCCAACCUUACUGAGCUGGUACGGGCACACAAGGCGGUCCAGGCCCUCAAGGAGAAGAAGAAGAAGAAGAAGAAAAAGCAGAAGCUGGAGAACGCCGAGGGCCAGACCCCUGCCUUGGGGCCAGAUGGAGAGCCUCUAGACGAGACCAGCCAGAUGAGUGAUCUGCCUGUCAAGGUCAUUCAUGUGGACAGUGGAAAGAUCCUGACCGGGGUGGACGCCCCCAAGGCCGGCCAGCUGGAGGCCUGGCUUGAGAUGAACCCUGGGUACGAAGUGGCCCCAAGAUCAGACAGCGAGGACAGUGGUUCGGAGGAGGAAGAGGAAGAGGAAGAGGAUCAGCCCCAGCCCUUCCAAACCAGCGUGGAGGAGAAGAAGAAGAUCCCCGACCCGGACAGCGAGGACGUCUCGGAGGUGGACGUCCGUCACAUCAUCGAGCACGCCAAGCAGGACGUGGAUGAUGAGUAUGGUAGUGCAGCCUUCGCCCGCGGCCUGCAGUCCUACUACGCCGUGGCCCACGCCGUUACGGAGCGGGUGGAUCGCCAGUCCUCCCUACUGAUCAACGGGCAGCUGAAGCAGUACCAGAUCAAGGGUCUGGAGUGGCUGGUAUCUCUGUACAACAAUAACCUGAAUGGCAUCCUGGCGGACGAGAUGGGACUGGGAAAGACCAUCCAGACCAUCGCGCUCAUCACCCACCUGAUGGAGUACAAGCGCAUUAACGGGCCCUUCCUCAUCAUCGUGCCGCUCUCAACUCUCUCUAAUUGGGUAUAUGAGUUUGAUAAGUGGGCCCCAUCUGUGGUGAAAGUCUCUUAUAAGGGCUCACCGGCUGCCAGGCGGGCCUUUGUGCCACAGCUGCGCAGUGGCAAGUUCAACGUGCUGCUCACCACCUACGAGUACAUCAUCAAGGACAAGCAAGUGCUGGCCAAGAUCCGCUGGAAAUACAUGAUCGUGGACGAGGGCCACCGCAUGAAGAACCACCACUGCAAGCUGACGCAGGUGCUGAACACGCAUUACCUGGCGCCGCGGCGCGUGUUGCUCACCGGCACGCCGCUGCAGAACAAGCUUCCCGAGCUCUGGGCCCUGCUGAACUUCCUGCUGCCCACCAUCUUCAAGAGCUGCAGCACCUUCGAGCAGUGGUUCAACGCGCCCUUCGCCAUGACUGGAGAGAAGGUGGAUUUGAACGAGGAGGAGACCAUCCUGAUCAUUCGCCGCCUUCACAAGGUGCUCCGGCCGUUCCUGCUCCGCCGGCUGAAGAAGGAGGUGGAGGCACAGCUGCCUGAGAAAGUUGAGUAUGUGAUUAAGUGCGACAUGUCAGCCCUGCAGAGGGUGCUCUACCGGCAUAUGCAGGCCAAAGGGGUUCUGCUCACUGACGGCUCCGAAAAGGACAAGAAGGUGAGGGCGCGUGAGGGCAAAGGUGGGACGAAGACCCUGAUGAACACCAUCAUGCAGCUGAGGAAGAUCUGCAACCACCCAUACAUGUUCCAGCAGAUCGAGGAAUCUUUCUCCGAGCACCUAGGAUUCACCGGUGGGAUAGUCCAGGGGGCGGACCUGUACCGCGCCUCGGGCAAGUUCGAGGUUCUGGACCGCAUCCUGCCCAAGCUGCGAGCCACCGGACACAAGGUGCUGCUCUUCUGCCAGAUGACCUCGCUCAUGACCAUCAUGGAAGACUACUUCGCCUACCGCAACUUCAAGUACUUGCGCUUGGACGGCACCACCAAGGCGGAGGACCGUGGCAUGCUGCUGAAGACCUUCAAUGACCCGGCCUCCCAGUACUUCAUCUUCCUCCUUAGCACACGGGCCGGCGGUCUGGGCCUCAACCUGCAGUCGGCUGACACUGUGGUCAUCUUCGACAGCGACUGGAACCCCCACCAGGACCUGCAGGCCCAGGACCGCGCCCACCGCAUCGGGCAGCUGAACGAGGUGCGCGUCCUCCGCCUCUGCACCGUCAACAGCGUGGAGGAGAAGAUCCUGGCAGCCGCCAAGUACAAGCUCAACGUGGACCAGAAGGUCAUCCAGGCCGGCAUGUUCGACCAGAAGUCCUCCAGCCAUGAGCGCCGCGCCUUCCUGCAGGCCAUCUUGGAACACGAGGAGCAGGACGAGGAGGAGGACGAGGUUCCUGACGAUGAGACUGUCAAUCAGAUGAUUGCCAGGAGCGAAGAGGAGUUUGACCACUUCAUGCGCAUGGACCUGGACCGGCGCCGGGAGGAGGCGCGGAAUCCCAAGCGCAAGCCGCGUCUCAUGGAGGAGGACGAGCUGCCCACCUGGAUCAUGAAGGACGACGCCGAGGUGGAGCGGCUCACCUGCGAGGAGGAGGAGGAGAAGAUGUUCGGCCGCGGAUCCCGCCAGCGUAAGGAGGUGGACUACAGCGACUCGCUCACCGAGAAGCAGUGGCUGAAGGCCAUCGAGGAGGGCACGCUGGAGGAGAUAGAAGAGGAGGUGCGUCACAAAAAAACCACCCGCAAGCGUAAGCGGGACCGCGACCCCGCCAUGCCUGGCUCCAGCGGCACCCGCAGCCGGGACUGGGACGAGGAGAGCAAGCGACAGAAGAAGCGAGGGCGCCCCCCUGUGGAGAAGAGGUCACCCAACCCGCCGAAUCUCACCAAGAAGAUGAGGAAGAUCGUGGACGCCGUUGUCAAGUACAAGGACAGCAGUAAUGGGCGCCAGCUCAGCGAGGUCUUUAUCCAGCUGCCGUCCCGCAAAGAACUGCCCGAGUACUACGAGCUCAUCCGCCGACCCGUCGACUUCCGCAAGAUCAAGGAACGGAUACGGAGCCAUCGGUACCGAGGUCUCAACGACCUGGAGAAAGACGUGAUGCUGCUGUGCCAGAAUGCGCAGACCUUCAACCUGGAGGGCUCCCUGAUAUACGAGGACUCCAUAGUGCUGCAGUCCGUCUUCACCAGCGUCCGACAGAAGAUUGAGAAGGAGGAGGACACAGACAGCGAUGACAGCGAAGAGGAAGAGGAGGAGGCAGACGAUGGCUCCGAGUCUGAGUCUCGGUCUGUGAGGGUGAAGAUAAGACUGGGGAAGAAGGAGAAGGGGCAGGAUCGGGGUAAAGGACGUCGCAGAACGGCGCGUAGCUCCCGCGCGAAGCCGGUGGUGAGCGAUGACGACAGCGAGGAGGAGCAGGAGGAGGAGCAUUCGGUCAGCGGCAGCGAGGACGACUGAGUCUCACUCCGAAGGACCAGAUCAACUCAGCAGCCUUCAACCGGCCAUAUUUCCCACUGGAUUCAUGGCAGGAAGUAUAGGCAGUGUGGGAAAGGGGGUAAAUGUGUUUAGAUAAACUGUUUCUAGUGAAUAAUGUAUUCAAUGUUUAGAUAAUCAAAGAAACCCCCCAAACAGCACCCACUUCCAUAUGUGACCCAGAUGUCGUCCUGUGCCUGGCAUGCAUGAUGAUUCUUCCCUUGUUCAGUGGAGUUUUUGAGUCGCCUUGGAGCCGAAUCGUGCUCUGCGGCGGCACCCGUACCUUCAGUUCUUUGUGGAUUAGCUUUGUGGUUUUUCAGUGGCAGAGCUGUUGGCCAGACUCUGGGCCUGCAGCCCAUCCCAGAUGCAGCACGCGUCUGCGGGAGCACAUCGUGACCUGUCGCCCUCCAUCCUCCUUCUCGUAGUUCAACUUAAGAAGAGCAAAAAUGCAGCCGAUCCCGCGUCCCCGCCAUGCCCCGCCCCUUUCAAACAAGGGCGGGGUCAUGAAGGGAAGAGGCUGAUUUUACCUGCAGGCGAACUCACUUGUUCCUCCAAUAAAAGGGUCUUACAAA